Arthroderma uncinatum is the source of this 576-nucleotide messenger RNA. RefSeq names its product rRNA-processing protein FCF1. Lineage: Eukaryota; Fungi; Ascomycota; Eurotiomycetes; Onygenales; Arthrodermataceae. Gene Ontology annotation, cellular component: small-subunit processome; nucleolus. Bases 1 to 576 code for a protein of 191 amino acids. The transcript is spliced from 5 exons. The record is from RefSeq and is a predicted model, not a curated record.
AUGGGAGUCGCCAAAAGAACACGCAAAUUUGGCCAUGUCAAGAAGAUAAUUGGGCAAAAGGACAUCCGAUUAAAGCAGAACCAAGCGAAGGCCGAAGAAAAGAAAAAAGCCGACAAUGUUGUCCGCGAAAUACCUCAAGCGCCAUCUGCGCUCUUCUUCCAGUUCAAUACCUCGCUCGCCCCGCCGUACUCCAUCUUGGUCGACACCAACUUCUUGUCCCACACCGUGCAGCAUAAACUUGAUGUAAUCCCGAGCAUGAUGGACUGUCUCUUUGCAAAGUGUAUUCCGAUUAUCACGGACUGUGUCCUGGCGGAACUGGAGAAGCUAGGGCCGAAAUACCGACUUGCCCUGCGGAUAGCGAAGGACCCUCGUUUUGAAAGAGUGAAAUGCGACCAUAGUGGGACAUACGCCGAUGACUGCAUCGUCGAUCGUGUUAUAAAGCACCGAAUUUAUAUCGUUGCGACUAACGAUCGCGACUUGAAGAGACGAAUCAGGAAAAUCCCAGGUGUGCCGGUUAUGAGCGUUGCUCGAGCUAAGUAUGUCAUCGAAAGGCUUCCUGAUGCUCCAGAAAAGUGA